CGCCCCGCGGCUGCCGGCGGGCCGGCCCGGGGGGACUGGGGCCGUACCGCCACGCAGGCCCAGCCCCUCGGCCCAGCGGCGGCAGUGCCACGCCGGCGGCCUCCCGCAGGCGACAUGGGCCGCGCGGUGACCCUGCUCCUCCUGCCGCUGGCCCUGCUGGCGGCCCCGGCGCAGGCCGCAGGCGGCGCGGCGGCGGCGGCGGAGGAGGAGGAGGUUAAAAUAGAGGUGCUGCACCUCCCCGAGACCUGCAGCCCGAAGAGCAAGAAGGGGGAUCUGCUGAACGCGCACUACGACGGUUUCCUGGCCAGCGACGGAUCCAAGUUUUACUGCAGUCGGACGCAAAAUGAAGGUCAUCCAAAAUGGUUCGUUCUGGGUGUUGGACAAGUCAUAAAAGGGUUAGAUAUUGCUAUGAUGAAUAUGUGUCCUGGAGAGAAACGGAAAGUGAUCAUUCCUCCAUCACUAGCAUAUGGACAGCAAGGAUACGCACAGGGCAAGAUUCCACCAAAUGCAACAUUGAUUUUUGAGAUUGAACUUUAUGCAGUAAACAAGGGACCUCGCAGUGUUGAAGCAUUUAAUCAGAUAGACAAGGACAGUGACAGAAAACUCUCUGAACUUGAGAUAAGCCAGUAUUUGAAAGAAGAAUUUGCAAGAGAUGGCAAAAAACGUCAUCCCUCAGUCCAUGAUGAAAUCUUAGCUGAUAUAUUUAAGAAGAAUGACCAUGAUGGAGAUGGUUUCAUAUCAGCAAAGGAGUACAAUGUCUACCAGCAUGAUGAACUCUAAGUACUUAAAAAAAUAUUUGUCUCUGUUCUGGACACUGAAGUAAUACUACUUUGUCAUAGAAAUUUUGUAUUUUUUUUUAUAGUGGCAUCUUUUUAUAUCUCUUAAGGUGACUGUAAAAAUCUUAUUUUUAACAUUCAAUUAAUAAAAUGUGUUAGAUAUCUCAAAAGAAAGAAAUAAAAUUGGAAAACACCAUGAUCUAUUAUUUUAA
Messenger RNA from Tyto alba (common barn owl), 988 nucleotides. It is a transcript of the gene FKBP7, whose product is annotated as FKBP prolyl isomerase 7. Gene Ontology annotation, molecular function: peptidyl-prolyl cis-trans isomerase activity; calcium ion binding. The coding region runs from base 115 to 780 and encodes 221 amino acids. The transcript has 4 exons. The record is from RefSeq and is a predicted model, not a curated record. Lineage: Eukaryota; Metazoa; Chordata; Aves; Strigiformes; Tytonidae.